This is a messenger RNA of Paramecium pentaurelia, 800 nucleotides long. NCBI's taxonomy places the organism in Eukaryota, Ciliophora, Oligohymenophorea, Peniculida, Parameciidae. The record is from the annotation of a GenBank genome assembly.
UAUGUUUUAUGCUGCCUAAAUCAUUCUAGCAUUGGAAUAUCUUCAUAGUAAAGGGAUAAUUUAUAGAGAGUUAAAUAUAUAAUUAAUUUUAGUUUAAAACCUGAGAACAUUGUUAUAUGUUAGGAUGGAUAUGUGAAAUUGACUGAUUUUGGUUUAUGCAAGAAAGGAGACUUCACAAAUAUUUCAGGUGCCUCAUCUAUAUGUGGAACUCCAGCCUAUAUGGCACCUGAAAUUCUAUUAUAUAAACAAUAUGGUAAAGCAGUAGAUUGGUGGGCAUUCGGUUGUUUCUUAUAUGAAAUGGUAGCAGGACAUCCUCCAUUUUUUGCAUCAAAUAAAUAAGAUUUAGAAUUUAGCAUAUUACAUUCAUAACCAAAUAUGAGUCAUUUUUCAAUAAAACUAUAAGAUUUAAUUUAUAGAUUACUAGAAAAGAAUCCAAAGAAUAGAUUAACCACUAAUAUUAGAGAUCAUUAGUGGUUUAAUAUUGAUUUUGAUGCAAUAUUAAAUAAAAAAGAAAUUGCCCCAUUCUUACCUACCUUAUAAAAUGAGGCAGAUGUAACUUAUUUUGAUCCAUAAUUCAUUAAAUCUAGUAUGUCUGAAUAAUGUAGUAUCAUUGAUGAAUUAGAUUCAUGUUUUAAUAUUUUAUGUAAAUUUUAGAUAAGGACUUUACUUACAAAGGAUCAUAAGAUUAAUCAGUUCAAUAAUCAUUUUAAACUCUAAGUCCAGAGAUUAUUGGAUUAAAUGAAAAUGGAGAAGCUAAACAAAUGAUAAAGGUUGAAUCAACUGAAAUGAUUAAUUAAUGA